AUGGCAAUGCGUUCCCUCAGCCCUGAGAUAGACUCCUCCUGUCCAAGGAGGCUCUAUCCACAUCCAAAGACCGCUCUCCUAUCCUUUGUCUGGAAGAACAAGUCUUUUGGAGACAUCCGCCUUCCCUUUGUCUCUGUUUUGCUUGGAGGGUCAAACGCCUUGGCUUUCGCGGGAGGCGCUGGCCCUGAUCCAGGGGAAGCUGGUUGAAAUUUUGCAAAGGAGCAAAGUUCAAACCGGACGUUCGGACUCUUUCGAUUUUGGGCGCUUUUGGCUGGAAGCAAAGAGCGAAUAUUUCUCCUUUUUCUAACUGAUUUGCAGAAUUUUCCCCUUGAGAUUCAAGAUACGAGGAUUUCUAUCUCUUCUUCAGCUCCUGGUCGGUUUUCAUUGAAUUUUGGGAUGCUCUGAAAGGAUAAAAGCUGGAAGAAGGAACCAUUUUUGGAAAUGAAAUUGCUUUUGUCCUGAACUCUUUGCUGUCGCUUUGCAGAAGUUAUUUUAAACCUUGAAUAUUCUGGUCGUUGGCUUUUUUUCCCCUUUCAAGAAAAAUACUAUUAAACCAAGCAUUUCUUUGUUAAAUGGGAUAAUCCUCCAGUUUAUUUCACGUUUUAGGGUUUUGACGCAAGAAACCACGAUGUGGAGGAUCCUGAUAAGCGCCAUCGUCUUCCCGGCCCUGAUCCUGGCGGCACCUCCGCCCAUAAACAAGCUGGCCCUUUUCCCGGACAAGAGCGCCUGGUGCGAGGCCAAGAACAUCACCCAGAUUGUGGGCCACAACGGCUGCGAAUCCAAGUCCAUCCAGAACAGGGCUUGCUUGGGUCAGUGUUUCAGCUACAGCGUCCCCAAUACCUUCCCGCAAUCCACGGAGUCCCUGGUGCACUGCGAUUCCUGCAUGCCGGCCCAGUCCCUCUGGGAAAUCGUGACGCUGGACUGUCCCAGCAACGAGGACAUCCCUCGAGUGGACAAACUGGUGGAGAAGAUCCUCCAUUGCAGUUGCCAGGCUUGCGGGAAGGAACAGAGCCAAGAGGGGGCGCUCUUCAACGUCUACCUGAACGCCGACGACAACCUCCCAGUCGAGGGUCCCAGUCCGCACCAGUAUGGCCACCACCAUCCAUCCGAGGAGGCCUCCAACCACCACCACCGCCAACAUGAAGAGGAACCCACAGACUGACUGCACCGAUCCCUCCCAGGACAUGAUGGACACCAUUUUGUGUCCUCCUUCCCUUUGGCUUCCAUUUUCUCUUUUAAGCACCCAUCAUGCUUUGCUCUUAGCUGGAGAUGGAGGUCCCAACCAAAGCUGGGGGAUUCUGGGACAACAUGAUUUGCCUCCCUUCCAAUAUUUUGUAGAGGAACGCUAGGUCCUGCGUGGCCACCCAACAUCUGAGCAUGGUCAAGAUGUCCAAAAUUAUCCGGACAAAGCUAGAAGAGGAUGCAGCAGUUUGCUUUUGCCCGAGUCGACUGGGAAGGGGAAGGCUUUCUCAACUCUUGUCUUCUCCUCCUCCUCUUUCUCCGUUAAUUGAGCGCAUGACUACUUUCCUGGGAUACUUUGAACUCAGUUUGAGGCAAUGGCAGUAACAACGGAGGAGGAGAGAGAAAGCUGGACAUUUUGUAAGCAGCUGGGAAAGUGGGGUUUGAGUUCUUGCAAAAUCAGGAUAGUCGGAGGGUUCUUGGCUUUGCAAAAUUGUACAGUGUGAGCCUUGAAUUUUGCAAAAUUUGAAGAAUCUUGCAUGUGCAAAAAAUGCCAAAUUCUUAGAUUUGCAGAAAUUGUAUAGCGUGAUAAUAUAUCGGCAGAGGCGGACCGCGGGAGAAAGUGACCCACCGUGGUCACUUUUAGUAAUUUGGAUAUUUUUGGGUGGGGGAAUAUUUCAUUUUUAAGGCCCAACAAGCACUUAGAAGUGAAGCACAAAUGGAUUCUCAGUUGCCACUGUGUUGUUGGAUGGUUUCUUUUGGUGGAUCGCUCUGGUUCCAAAAUCUCUAUGGUUGUGGAGGACCUCUCAGGCUCCAAGAGGAUUGUCAAAGCAAACCGAAGACAUGGAAAAGCAAGAGAUGCUUCCUUUUGGUUCCUUCGCUUCGAAAGAAACAAAUUGUUGGACUGGGAGGCUGAUGGCAAUUCUGCUUCAAAAUAAUAAUUCAAAAUAAUAAUAAUGAUAAUAAUAAUGGGUUUCCAGCUUGUGGGAGGACUCUAUUCCUCGUUUCUGAAAUGUCAGACUCUCGACUCAUCUUUUGACCCAGAGAAAUCAAACGCCACGGAGUUGAACUGGUUUAAGACUUGUUCUUGGGAAUUGUAGUUCUGAAGGGGAUGCUGGGGAGGGUCUAAGAAAUGGAUGUUCAACCAAUUUAGACCUACCUACUAAAGUUUUGUAUCUAUAACCCUCUACAUUCCCCAUCCUUUCUCAAUAACGCCGACGUUUGGUCCAAA
Molecule: messenger RNA, 2410 nt
Organism: Sceloporus undulatus (fence lizard)
Lineage: Eukaryota; Metazoa; Chordata; Lepidosauria; Squamata; Phrynosomatidae
Gene: NBL1
Product: NBL1, DAN family BMP antagonist
Exons: 5
Coding region: 629-1162 (177 amino acids)
Biological process (GO): animal organ morphogenesis
Molecular function (GO): receptor ligand activity; BMP binding
Source: RefSeq, a predicted model, not a curated record